Molecule: messenger RNA, 2473 nt
Organism: Larimichthys crocea (large yellow croaker)
Lineage: Eukaryota; Metazoa; Chordata; Actinopteri; Sciaenidae
Exons: 9
Coding region: 1-1710 (569 amino acids)
Molecular function (GO): protein binding
Source: RefSeq, a predicted model, not a curated record
AUGCCUGCAUCUCGUGGCCUAACUGGCUAUGGAUUGUUCCAGUACCGGAGCCACGACACAUCCAUAUUACCAACAGUUACUUCAGUCAAACCUCAGGACAAGUUCAUGUGUGCACAAGAGGGGGGGUCACAGAAGAAGGAUGAGGAACGUCUGGUUGAUAUCUACACAGAGCGGUACAUCACAGGUGGAGGUGACAUCCACAUCAACACACAGCAUGAGGUCAUGCAGAUUGAGGCAGCAGGGAAGCCAGCAAGAUACAGAGAAAUCAUGAACCCAGUCCACAGGUUUGCUAUUGACAAGGCCUUACAGAGUCCAAAUGGACACCUGGACUUGUUCCUCCGCUUCCUCCUCGCGGGUCUUUCACUGGAGACCAAUCAGACCAACUCCCUGAAGGCUACUGAAAAAGAAAAGAAGCUCACAGACCAAUCAGGAAACAUGGAGGAGAUCCAACAGUACCUGAGUUCAGGAAGUCCUUCCACAGAUGAACUGACUCCUGCUCAGUGGUCAGCCUUGGUCUUCAUCUUACUGUCAUCAGACAAAGAUCUGGACGUGUUUGACCUGAAGAAAUACUCUGCUUCAGAGGAGGUUUCUUCUGAGGAUGCUGCCAGUGAGAGAAGCUGUGAAGCUCUGUCUCAGCCUCAGCUCCCAGUCUCACGUCUGACAGAGCUGGACCUGAGUAACAACGACCUGAAGGAUUCAGGAGUGAAGCUGCUCUCUGCUGGACUGGAGAGUCCACACGGUACACUGGAGACUCUCAGGUUAAAUCAAACCAGGCUCACAGAGAAAUGCUGUCAGGAGUUCUCAUCAGUUCUCAGCUCCCAGUCCUCACGUCUGAGAGAUCUGGACCUGAGUAACAACGACCUGCAGGAUUCAGGAGGGAAGCUGCUCUCUGCUGGACUGAAGAGUCGACGCUGUACACUAGAGACUCUCAGGCUGUCAGGCUGUCUGGUAGCAGAGGAAGGUUGUACUUCUCUGGCCUCAGCUCUAAAAUCCAACCCCUCCCAUCUGAGAGAGCUGGACCUGAGCUACAAUCAUCCAGGAGAGUCAGGAGUGAAGCUGCUGUCUGCUGGUCUGGAGAAUCCACGCUGGAGACUGGACACUCUCAGGGUGGAUCAUGGUGGAGAGCAGAGGCUGAAACCUGGUCUGAGGAAGUAUGCCUGUGAACUCACAGUGGACACAAACACAGUGAACACAAACCUCAAACUGUCGGACAACAACAGGAAGGUGACACAUGUGAGAGAAAAGCAGCCGUAUCCUGAUCAUCCAGAGAGGUUUGAUUACUGUCCUCAGCUGCUGUGUGGAGAUGGUCUGACUGGUCCCUGUUACUGGGAGGUCGAGUGGAGAGGAAGAGCUUAUGUAUCAGUGAGUUACAGAGGAAUCAAAAGGAAAGGAAAGAGUGAUGACUGUAGGUUUGGAUUUAUUGAUCAGUCCUGGAGUCUGAAGUGUUCUGAUGAAGAUGGUUACUCUGUCUGGCACAAUAACAGAAAAACAUUACUCUCCUCCUCCUCCUCCUCCAUCUCCUCCUCCUCCUCGGUCUCUCACAGAGUAGCAGUGUAUGUGGACUGUCCUGCUGGCUCUCUGUCCUUCUACAGAGUCUGCUCUGACACACUGAUCCACCUCCACACCUUCAACACCACAUUCACUGAACCUCUUUAUCCUGGGUUCAGGGUCUGGUCACCUGGUUCCUCAGUGUCUCUGUGUCCUCUGUAAGACAAAGAGUCUCCUCCUGUGUAGAGAAACUUCUGACAAACACAAACUAACUGAAGUCUGUGAAAACAUUUGUUGGUGAAUGUUCUGCACAUUCGUGGUUUGAUUGAAAUAUUUAGAAAUGUUUUCAUUGAGUGUUUCAGGACGAACGUUCAGAUUUUAGUUUGACAUUUUCUGCUGUUGAGAGGAUUUCUGCAGUUAUUGUUGAUCAUUUGUGUCGAGAUGUUUCUUCAGAAAACGACGAGAAAAAGACCAAAAACCAAAGAAAAGAAAGGAGGAUUCCUCCGUCAGUAAUGAACCCACAAAAUAUGAUCAGACCAAGACACAAGGUCAUGUUUGUAUUUUCAUUUCUUUACGUUUACUCAUUGAUCCUUUGUAUUUUUCAUAUUUUUCAUAGAGAUGUUUUUUAUAUCUCCUUAUUCCAUUCUUAUGGUGAACAUGGUGAAAGAGAGUUUCCAUUCAGCUGUUUAUGGAGAAACAUUGAAUCAUUCCAACUGUUUUAUGCUUUCCUUUAUUUAUCAUGACUCACUCCAAAUUCAAAGCAUGUUGUUAUUAUUCAAAGACUUUUCAUCUUUGUCUUUAUUUUUACUCAUUAGAUCAUAAAAAAUAAAGAGUGUCGUGACUAAAAAUGUAAAGAGUCAUAAUGACUUCAUUGAUCCAUAGUAUGGUCACAUCGAGGUGCUGAACACAACCAAAUCAAUCUUUUCAUUUUUUAUGUGGAAUUCUCUUUUUGUGUUUUUGGGAAAAUAAAAAUCAACUUUAAAAA